AUGCUAUUCAACCUGGGCUUCACAGCCGACGCAGCGGCGGCGCAUGCAGAGGAAGAGAAGACGACGACGACGAAGCCGCGGAGACUAAUAAUGCCGCUGCCGUCGCUGCCCGACCUCUUCGCUUCCAAGAACUCCACGCCCACACCUACACCACCUCUCUCAUCCAAGCCCUCGCAUCAGACCAUCACGAGCCUGUCCGCCGACAACAACGACGACGAAGAUAAUGAUGAUGAUGACGAUAAUGACGAUGCCAAUCCCACGACAACAGUCCCCCGCCCAGCGACCGCCCGCGCGCGCGCCGCCCGGCCCAAAACGCUCUUCCAGUUCGCACACCCCGUAGCGAGCCAGCGCCAUCGCCGCCUGACGCUGCGUCCCAAGCUACUCCUCCAGCUGCACGAGAGCAGCGCCAUGUCGCGCCCGUUCCCCAAAUACGACGUGCUGCCCGCGUCGAUUGCGCCGCGCCUGGCGUGCAAGUUCCCCAAGCUGUUUGCCAGCCUGCGCGGGCUGGGCCCGCGCGAUCUCGUCGUCGUGACGAGCGACAUGUACGAGCAGCAUGUCGACGACGACCGCAGCGACUGGUCCGAGGACUCGUCGCAGGAUCAGCGCGAGAUCGUGGCUACCAUCCGCCAGCCUCUCAUCAAGGACGACCCUCAGUCGCGUUGUGCUUCUGUCGAGAUUGUCUCGGGCCUGGGAACCUCGUGGACGGGCGUGCCGCUGCCCAAUGGCUCAUACGAGUUGGUCUGCAGCGCUGAUUUGCAGCAGAAGCAGCGAAAAGCGCGGUGGGUUGCGCGCGACAAGGGCAUUCGCAAAGCGUCCGGCAGCGGCAACAACAGCAGUGUCGACGGCCUUAAGCGCUUCACUUUCAGUGUCAUUGACCCCAAUUCACGGCGCCACCCGGUCAUCGCAUCCCUGACCCGCAACGGAAUCGACGUCUUUGAGCAGUAUGCGUACCCGGCCGCCGUGUCUUCCAGCGACGAGACGUCGUCGUCGCCGCCACAAUCGCCGCGAGAACUGAUCGACCUGGACGAGGAACUGCGCGUGCUCAUUGUGACCAGCGGAAUCUGGAUUGCGUUCAUGGAAGGAUGGGCCAAGAACUCGAGUGACGCCCUUUGCCCGACCGAGGCAUCGCAACCGUCGCUGCGGUCCAAAUCCUCGACCUUUCCGGGCGCCGAGCGCAAUCCACCCAACGAGCGAUUCUUGUCCGCCGCGGAUGCUUCGAGUCGCACGACGAAGAACCGCUCGAGCACGCAGUCGGAGGUUGGCCCUCUGCGGCAGGGCACGCUCCGGGCGGCCAAGUCCCGGUAUCGACAGAGUCUGAGCGCAGAAAACCAUGACCAGAAAUGGACGAAUCUGCAGAAACACGAGGCUGACGCCGAGAGCGAGAUAGCCGCCGAGAACAACCAGGCGUCCAAGGGCAAGUCGUGGCGCCGGCUCAGUGCGAUGUUUGGGAAAAACAAGGGCAGCUGA
Talaromyces rugulosus is the source of this 1467-nucleotide messenger RNA. RefSeq lists its product as uncharacterized. NCBI's taxonomy places the organism in Eukaryota, Fungi, Ascomycota, Eurotiomycetes, Eurotiales, Trichocomaceae. Bases 1 to 1467 code for a protein of 488 amino acids. The record is from RefSeq and is a predicted model, not a curated record. The transcript has a single exon.